Messenger RNA from Hemicordylus capensis (graceful crag lizard), 1034 nucleotides. Its product is annotated as testis-specific serine/threonine-protein kinase 2-like. The record is from RefSeq and is a predicted model, not a curated record. The transcript has a single exon. The coding region runs from base 109 to 951 and encodes 280 amino acids. Gene Ontology annotation, biological process: protein phosphorylation; intracellular signal transduction; microtubule cytoskeleton organization. NCBI's taxonomy places the organism in Eukaryota, Metazoa, Chordata, Lepidosauria, Squamata, Cordylidae. Gene Ontology annotation, molecular function: tau-protein kinase activity; ATP binding; protein serine/threonine kinase activity. Gene Ontology annotation, cellular component: cytoplasm.
UGGGCCAGCUGUAGACUCCUGACCUUUGAGAUGACCAUCUCACCAUCCAAAGGAAUGUGCCGCUAAAUCACAAGCAGAUGGGAGGUUGACAUCCCCGGCCUCCAUAUCAUGGACGAUGCUGCAGUGCUUAAGAAGAAAGGCUACAUUCUGGGGGGGAAUUUGGGGGAGAGCUCUUUUGCCAAAGUGAAAUCUGCCUACUCGGAGCGUCUGAAAUUCAACGUGGCCGUGAAAAUCACAGACAGGAGGAAAGUUCCAACCGAGUUCCUGGAAAAAUUCCUCCCCAGGGAGCUGGAGAUCUUGUCGAUGGUGAACCACUGCUCGAUCAUCAAGAUCUACGAGAUCUUUGAGACAUCUGGGAAAGUCUACAUUGUGAUGGAACUUUGUGCCCAAGGAGAUCUGUUGGAGUUCAUCAAGAGCAACCGAGGGCUGCCCGAGGAAGUAGCCCGUCGGAUGUUCCGGCAGCUGUGUAGCGCGGUGAAAUACUGCCACGAUUUAGACGUGGUGCACAGAGACCUGAAAUGCGACAACAUCCUUCUGGAUAAAGAGAUGAAUAUCAAACUCUCUGACUUUGGCUUUUCGAAACGGUGCUAUCGGGAUGGAAAUGGGAAAAUCAUCCACAGCCAGACGUUUUGUGGCUCAGCGGCUUAUGCUGCUCCGGAGGUGAUCCAAGGUAUCCCUUACCACCCCAAAGUUUAUGAUAUGUGGAGCCUGGGCGUCAUCCUUUAUGUCAUGGUCUCUGGGUACAUGCCGUACGAUGACUCCAACGUCAAGCGGAUGCUCCGGUUACAGAAGGAGCAUCGAGUGCUUUUCCCCGAGUCGUUGAGCAUCGAAUGCAAAGAUCUUAUUUUCCGCAUACUACAGCCCAAUGUUUCUCACCGACUAAGGAUCGAAGAAGUUUUGAACCACCCUUGGGUGCAGGGGAAACGCCUGAAGUCACGCAGAUGUGUUUGAAUAACAGGCCAGUAAAGCGCACACACGACACCUAGCAGGAGUACUUAUUGCUUUGCAGAGUGCAGUAAAUGUGAGUUUCUUUG